Capra hircus (goat) is the source of this 2065-nucleotide messenger RNA. Its product is annotated as cytoplasmic tRNA 2-thiolation protein 1-like. Gene Ontology annotation, biological process: tRNA wobble position uridine thiolation. Gene Ontology annotation, cellular component: mitochondrion; cytosolic tRNA wobble base thiouridylase complex. Lineage: Eukaryota; Metazoa; Chordata; Mammalia; Artiodactyla; Bovidae. Gene Ontology annotation, molecular function: tRNA binding. The record is from RefSeq and is a predicted model, not a curated record.
AAUAAAAAUUAGAUUCUGUCACUAUAGAGCUUAAAACCGUCCAACCGUCCCUAUUUCUCUCAGAAUAAAGUCCAAGCCCCCGGACCCUUUCGCGCCUUCAACCACAACUCACUUGAACACAGACAGGACCUGCCCUUUCAUGUCCUGGGCAUUUGCUAUUAACUCUUAUCAGGAAUACCCUUCCCACUGAUCUAAUGCCUGACUCCUCCUUCUGGCCUCAGCUCAGAGGGUAAUUCCCUCAUAUUAUUACUUUUCAUAUCUGGAAAGUAUCUUGAGUCGGCUCUUCCACUACAAUUUAGUGCCUGCAACCUUUCCUGUUUUGCUCAUUGCUGUGUCCCCAAUUCCUAGAGAACGCUGGGCACCUUGAAGGUACUGAGCGGAUAUUUGCGGAAUCAAAGAAUGAAUGAAUGAGUGAUUGAAAGGCUAAGAUGAGACUUGAAGGUGCCAGGCCUGCACAGUGCUGCGGGAAAGGGUUACAGACAAUGGGUUUACUCUGGGCACUAUCUAGGCAGCCUCCCGGGAGGCAAGCAACGACCCCCGCAAUCCGGAAUCCACGUGUAACCCGCCUCCCUUCUCCACCCAUCCAGGAGAAGCCGACCCCACCUGCCUCUCCAGGACCCCACGAUGCCCGCCCCGCAGUGCGCCUCUUGCCACACGGCGCGCGCCGCCCUCCGCCGUCCGCGCUCGGGCCAGGCGCUGUGCGGCGCCUGCUUCUGCGCCGCCUUCGAGGCCGAGGUGCUGCACACAGUGCUCGCAGGCCGCCUGCUGCCUCCUGGGGCCGUGGUGGCCGUGGGCGCCUCGGGCGGCAAGGACUCCACGGUGCUGGCGCACGUGCUGCGCGAGCUGGCCCCGCGCCUGGGCAUCUCGCUGCACCUCGUGGCGGUGGACGAGGGCAUCGGCGGCUACCGGGACGCGGCGCUGGCAGCUGUGCGGCGGCAGGCGGCGCGCUGGGACCUCCCGCUCACCGUCGUGGCCUACGCGGACCUCUUCGGGGGCUGGACGAUGGACGCGGUGGCCCGCAGCACUGCUGGCUCCGGCCGCAGCCGCGCCUGCUGCACCUUCUGCGGGGUGCUGCGGCGCCGCGCGCUGGAGGAAGGGGCGCGCCUCGUGGGAGCCACGCACGUCGUGACCGGACACAACGCGGACGACAUGGCGGAGACGGUGCUCAUGAACUUCCUGCGGGGCGACGCGGGCCGGCUGGCGCGGGGCGGGGGCCUGGGCUCCCCGGGCGAGGGGGGCGCCCUGCCGCGCUGCCGCCCGCUGCAGCUGGCCUCGCAGAAGGAGGUGGUGCUGUACGCGCACUUCCGCCGCCUCGACUACUUCUCCGAGGAGUGCGUGUACGCGCCCGAGGCCUUCCGCGGCCACGCGCGCGACCUGCUCAAGAUGCUGGAGGCGGCGCGGCCGUCGGCGGUGCUGGACCUGGUGCACUCGGCCGAGCGCCUGGCGCGCCCCCCGCCGCCCGGCGCCUGCUCCCGCUGCGGGGCGCUGGCCAGCCGCGCGCUCUGCCAGGCCUGCGCGCUCCUGGACGGCCUGAACCGCGGCCGGCCCCGCCUGGCCAUCGGCAAGGGCCGCCGGGGGCUGGACGAGGAGGGGCCGCCGCGGGAGCCGCAGCCGUCCCGACCGCCGACUUCUGAGCCUGUCCCCGACUUCUAGAGACUCCAGUUCCCCGCGGGGAUCCGGCGCCACGGGGGCGCGGACCGCCUGUAAAUGACGCGGAAUGAACCCGAGUUACCUGAGCCCGGACUUCGUGUGCAGCUGGGAGAGAGACGGAACGGGUUACCUGUGAUCCUGCAGACGCUGGGGCUCCGGGCUCCUGGGGCUGGGGCCCGGGGACUCCUGCGUCUCAGGGAGGGGAGCACUAGACGACCUUCCAUUCCUGAGCGAGUGGGAAUUAGGGGGCUGCUUGCCUGUACCUCUGUGGGGUUCUGGACGUGCUCAGAUAGCCCUAACCCUUCUCGAUCGCCUACUUCCCGCCUGAUGUUCGUGUUUGCCUGUAGCAGGAUAAUCACCAGAGAAGGCAAUGGCACCCCACUCCAGUACUCUUGCCUGGAAAAUCCCAUGGAUG